AUGCCAAAACCCACAGAGCAAGAGCAUGAACCCUUGUAUUCCUUUGGUGACUUUUUCACUGAUUUGGAGGAAGAAGCCCCUGAAUCUGCAACCAGGGAUAGUUGUGUACACCCCAUGGACCUCCAGAUGGCAAUUUUUCAUUGCGCUGAUGAUUUUGUGAGACAGUACAUUUCAACAAAGCUUGCUUUCUUCCAAUUUGCACUACCUCUCCUGGUACCAAACCCAUGCACUUCAAAGAUAGAGUUUCCCCUCUGGUCCCUCAGCCAGAUAAAAAAAAGCUGGAAAGAGUCUGAGAAGUCAGGAAAGCAGGCCAGAACUAACAGUUACAAACCCAAACUCAUUUAUCAAGCAGAGACACCCAUCAUGUCCUUCAUAUGGAUUGGCAGUUCUCCCUCCUCUUCCAAGUCUCAGAUCCUGAAUGCUCUGCUGAGCAAACAAAAGCAUGACACUUUUUUCCACCGGCAUUGCAAAGGCAGCACCAAAGACUGUUUGCUGAUGAAAGGUGUUGUGGAGAUCUCCUGGUACUGUCCCCGGGGCAGUGAUGAUGAUAGCUGCUAUGUUGCUUUCUGUAACCUGCAUGGAGAUGCAAGGGACCAUGAAAAACAGCUGCAGUUUCUGCAGGAGAUAUCAGCUGUGAACGUGGCUCUUGUAGCUGAGUCUGAUCAGAGUGACAAGAAAGGGAUGAGAAUUUUACGUGACCUGUGGCAGUCACAAAUGCCUUUGGUUUGUAUUUUCACUGAAAAAGAGAACGUUGCAACUGGCCAACCCAGCCAAAACAUAACAAUAGGUAUCAAAACCAGAAACGAAGCAGAAUUAAUGGGCGAGCUGAAAAAAACUAUUGGAGAUAUUGUGGAAGGGUCUAACACACUUUUCAGCCUCACCGCCUGCCUGGACAAAGCUCGCAAGCAUGGAUUCUUAGUUGAUGAAGAUAUAGAUGCAUGUGUAACAGCCAAAGAAAAGGCAAAGACACUGGUGAAGCUUCCGAAGGAAGAGAAGUUGUUUGAGAUCAAAUCCCAGCUGCUGUCCCUUCAAGGAAUACUGUGGUACACAUGGUGCAAAAAGGACAAAGAACUCACUCGCUUGCAGGAGAAGAAGAACAAGAGCACAGAGCAUCAUCGGACCCAAACCGACAGGAAGUCAGUGAUAAGAAAGCAACUAGAGCAAGCAUUCCCUCUCAAUCUGAAACCUUAGUUGAUGAAGAAUUUAGAUGCCUUCUCUGAUGAAAUCAACGAUUCAUCCAUUGAUCUUGAGCAUAUUUUGAGAGAGGUGGGGCAGAUUUAUGAAGCUCUGGAUUCGAUGAACUCAAAGGAUGAAUACUUUGCCAAACUACCUGAAAUUUCAGCUGAUCUGGUGGUUUCAGGGUAUCCUGUCGAGCUGAUGGUUGGUGAUGCUUCUUACUUACCAUUACGAUGGGUCAGUGCAAUCUUUGACAGAUUAAUUAAUACACUAGGGGACAAACAAGUAUUUGUUCUCUCAGUGCUUGGCAUCCAGAGCACUGAUAAAUCAGCCCUGCCGAAUGCCAUGUUUGGUCUUCAGUUUAAUGCCAGUGCAGGGAGAUGCACCCGGGGAGCAUUUAUGCAGCUAAUUAAAGUGGAUGAGAAGCUGCACCAAGAUUUGGACUUCAGUUACCUGCUAGUUGUUGACACAGAGGGACUUUGUGCCAUAGAGAUGGCCAAUAAACAGUCCCUUAACCAUGACAAUGAGCUGGCCACCUUUGUUAUUGGCAUUGGCAACAUGACUCUGAUCAACAUCUUCGGAGAAAAUCUUUUAGUAAUGCAAGAUGUCCUCCAGAUUGCCGUCCAGGCUUUUCUGAGGAUGAAGCAAGUAAAACUUCCCCCAAGCUGCCUGUUUAUACACCAAAAUGUGGGAGAAAUAACUGCCAAGGAACAAAACCUGGAAGGACGAAGAUGCCUCCAGGAAAAGCUGGAUGACAUGACUGUGACAGCUGCCCAGAAGGUUCUAUGAUGCCUCAUAGACAUCAUUUGCUUCGAUGUGAACACCCACAUUCAUUACUUUUCUCACCUGUGGGAAGGAAACCCCACAAUGGCACCACCCAACCCCACCUACAACCAGAACGUCCAGGAAUUAAAGAGCAAAAUUCUCCAAGCUGCCAAGAAGGGCUCGCAGGGCAGUAUUUUGAGGCUCUCAAGUUUGAAAGUUCGUAUUAGUGACCUCUGGAACGCUUUGCUGAAUGAAAAAUUCAUUUUCGGCUUCAAGAUCUCGGUGGAGAUUGCUGCAUACAAGAAGCUGGAAACCGCAUUUAACCAGUGGACCUGGUGGCUGAGGAGUUACGUCUUGUAAAUGAAACUGGACAAUCACGUUCAGAAUGGGGACUUGCAGAAGAUCACCAGAGAAAGCCUUGAAAAUCUAGUGCAAAAGACAAGUGAUGACAUCAUGGAAGACAUGGAAAAGUAUUUCAGUGAGGACAAAGACCGUGAGAUACUGGUCCACUGGAAAGUCAGCACGGAACUGAGGCUGAAAGAACUAGAGGAAUCUCUCCUUCAUGAAACUAGAAAGAAGUGUGAGAAUCUUACUGAACUAAAGAAGAACCAGUGUAAACUGGAUGGAAGGAAGUCAGAAUAUGAAAGCGAGCUCCUGAAAAAGAGUAGGAAGCUGGCUCUGUCUCUAGAAGGCAAGACACUCAGUGAAGGGGAACUCAGAGACAACUUUGUUCCUCUCUGGAAUAGGUGGAUUGCUGAAGCCUCCUUUGCUGCUCCCCCUCUGGAACAGGUUGAUAUUGAUAGGGAAAUAGAUGAUGUCCUUCUAGAUCAGUUUAAGGAGCCCAACAUAUUGGCACAGAUCAGGGAAUUUCCCCAAAACAAAGCAUUUUCUGUUGAAAAACAUAUCACUAAGAAAAAACAUUGGGGCCUCGUUAGUAAGAAUUUUGAUCGUGCUGGUGUGAGCAACAUAGAACACAUUACAAAUGGCAUCAUAAUGUGUGUGAAGGCAAACAUUGAUAAGAAAGAACAGGAGAAAAGGGAUUAUAGUUAAAGUUUUAUUCAUGAAAUACUAAAUGAAGUACAGAAAGGUAUGAUUGUCCCUAGCAAUGCAACAUACAGUUUUAAUAAAGAUUACACAACAGAUUUAUCGCUGUAUCUGUGCAAAACAGCAGCAGAAAGAUUUAAAGCCAUGCAUGAAGCAUUCAAACAAGCAAAUGAUCCCGCCAUCUACCUGGUGAACAAGAGAGAAGUUUUCUUUAACUGUUUCCAGAUCUCCUGCCAAGGGGCCACUUCUAUCACAACAUUUGCUGUUUUCCUGUGUGACAAGAUUGCCCCAGCUCUUUGCCAGGCAAUCUAUGAGAGGACAGCUCUUACCAUAGCUCAAGACAUCAGGGGUAAGCUGCCAGCUUUCGAUGGCAAUAGAUUCUCUCUGGAAGUUUGCAUACUGAAAUACCCAGCAGAAGAAGAAAAUUUUGAGCAUUUCAAGGUGUAUCUUAAUUUCCUAGGAGACUGUAUAAAGAGUUACGUUGAGAGACGUGUUGAGACGUACUGUUUGGAUAAGAACAGCAGGCUGGAGAAGACUUUAGAUGACUCUCUUAUCUCUAUGAAAGCAUCAG
Nestor notabilis (Kea) is the source of this 3556-nucleotide messenger RNA. Its product is annotated as interferon-induced very large GTPase 1-like. Gene Ontology annotation, molecular function: GTP binding. NCBI's taxonomy places the organism in Eukaryota, Metazoa, Chordata, Aves, Psittaciformes, Psittacidae. The record is from RefSeq and is a predicted model, not a curated record.